AUGCAUUCGAAAUUAGCGACUCGGUAUGCAUCUCUAAUCGAUCAUGCGUGCUCCGAUGACGAUCAUAAUAUGACGUGUCGUUAUGUUGCUUUAACAAUUCUAGUAUACAAAACAAUUUUCACUAUUUUAAAUGAAAAUGAUGCUCGUCUUUAUGAACCGUUCGUCAGUAGAAUAUAUAUGAAUUUGAACGAUGAUGACAAAGUGCUUGUUCAUCGAAUGUGGGUUAAUGCUUGCCAUAUUAUUGGUAUUCAAGUACCGACUGUAGCUGCUGAUCAUAUUGAGCAAUUUCUUGAUUAUACAUUCAAGAAGAAAGAUACGAGUCGUGUAGGUGUAUUAUUGUUAGGUCAUCGCAUAUGGCGUAAUGUAUAUCAAAUGAGUGGUGUUGAUUCAUUAUUUGACAAGUCUACAGCUGCGAUUCAUCAAUCAUUAUGUUUACUUGUUUUGGUUACACCGAAAUAUAUGAGAUCUAUUGAUUGCCAACGUGAAUUAUCAUUAGCUAAUACACUUCAUAAACCUAUACUGCCAUUACUACUAGAUGAAAUACAUAUACGGCCGCCUGCCGAUCUCGUUUUAUCAUUAUUUCUUGAAAAAUCAUAUAUUGACUUUCGACAUUCAAAUGUACAUGGCCGAUGGACAGAAAAACAGUUUCAUUUGUUACUAUCUCAGCUUCAACAACUGACACCAAAUGUACAAACGAAUAAGCCUCGACAUUUACUUGAAAUGCGAAAGCCAACGUCUGCUUCUCGGCAUAAUGGUCAUAUUGAUCAACGACCGAGACGAAUUUUUAGUGCACCAAUUAUCCCUAGAAGUCAAGCAUGCUCUCUGAUGUAG
Rotaria socialis is the source of this 831-nucleotide messenger RNA. The record is from the annotation of a GenBank genome assembly. NCBI's taxonomy places the organism in Eukaryota, Metazoa, Rotifera, Eurotatoria, Philodinida, Philodinidae.